GGACCAAAAUCCAUUAAAAAGAAAAAUUCAAAAACCCAAAAACAAGAAACUUGAAUUCCGACCCAACCGGUCAUCCCGAGGUCAAAACCCGAAACCCCUCUCGCUAAGAAACCAAAAGAAGAGGAAGAAAUCGAGCCGGAAGCAGCUUAUAUUUCCCACCUUCUCUUCUUCUGUCCGGCGUUCCAGGCUGCCGCCACCGGGAAUCCAAGCAUGGAAGAGAACAAAGUUAGCUUAUCGAAACCGGUAGCGAUGAUUGCCUGCAUCGCUAUGACAUUAUUUUACGUCGCGAUUCUUUAUGCUCCUACUCUGAUCCUUCGCCUCCCGCCUCCCCAAUCUUUCAAAAAUUUCAUGAUCAGACGGUUCAUUUGCGCCGCCAUCUCGUCGUUCGCGUCCGUAAUCUUCUGCGCUCUCGUCCUCCCAAUAAGGAGUGGGGAGGCUUCGUAUUUGUUUGGGGUUUAUGGCAUUCGAUCGGAUCAUAUUUGGCAAGCAGUGCUCUUUCCUCUUUUCUUGACUAAUCUUAUGUAUGCUGGAUCUUUGAUGCUCAAGUCCAUUUUAUUGGUGAAUAAAUGGAAGGAGCAUAGGAAUCAAGACGGAAGGCCAUUGUUGUGUUCUAUCAAAAGUACCCUCCUUAGCUUCUCUGACCAGAUGUCAUCUGUUGCUUCCAAUGUUUUAUUCUGGAGGAAUUUGGUUGUGGCACCAUUAACGGAGGAGUUGGUGUUUAGAGCAUGUAUGAUUCCUUUACUUCUUUGUGGGGGAUUUAAAGCGUACAAUGUGAUUUUUCUCUGCCCUACUUUCUUCAGUUUAGCACAUUUGAACCAUAUGAUGGAGAUCUACGGCCGGCAUAAUUAUAGCUUGGUUAAAGCCUCCAUGGUUGUAGGUCUCCAGCUGGGCUACACUGUGAUCUUUGGUUCAUAUGCUUCAUUUCUCUUCGUUCGAACAGGAAACCUUAUUGCUCCUUUAGUUGCCCAUGCAUUUUGCAACUAUAUGGGAUUGCCUGUGCUGUUUGUACCGAGGAAAGGGAUAGUUAGCGUGGCAUUUGUAGCUGGAAUGAUAUCCUUCGCGUUGCUUCUGUUUCCUAUAACACGGCCUGAUUUAUACAAUGACAGAACAAAUAAUUGCAGAUGUUGGCAAGGAUAUUGUUCAUGGAAUUAAACUAAUGACAUCUAUGGGAAAAAUAUUGCUGUUACAUUGACUAGUGCUUCAUCUGGAUGGGCGGUGGGGAUCCACCGGAGCUGUUAUUUUGCCGCUGAGCCCCAUCCACACGAAGCAUAUAGAUGGAAUGUUCUAAGCGAAUGAAGAAAGGAAUGAAUAGCAACUGAUGUUUCAUUUCUCCAUGCCUUGUACUAUUUUGGCCUGGGUGUUUGACCUGGGCUAUUCAGCUGUUGUAAACUGAGGGGAAAUUGAAUUAAAACUUAUUUUAUUUAUCCUGGUCUCAGACUCAUACGUUUCUAAUUGAAUUUAUAUAAUUCAAUUUGCGAUUCUAAAUUUCCUAACUAAACAACUACAAUGGUUGGUUUUUUUUUUUUUCUUUUGUUACUUCAAUUUAAAGGCUGGAUGAUUUAGAUCAAGGAAGCAGCUAUAUUAUAGUUGUAAUCAUUCACGUACCCGAGAUCGAUCCCCGGUAACGGCGAUUUUAUAUAUUUUUUUCCAUUUUGGAAAAUCAAUGUCAGAGAAGCGGAAGUCGGUGGCUUACCUAGGAAGCAAUCGGUUCCCUGCUCAUCGAAGCACCCAAACAUAGGCUUCGGAGGAACUUCUCUGUUCGAGCAAUUGCAAAGGAAUCCGGUCUUUCUGCCUCUGGUUACAUUUGCUUCUACAUAUUGAUCAGGAUCACAAUUUAGAACGUAGAUCGCUUCGCAAAGAAUUUGCUUUCUUGCUCUGGCUUUCACAAGGUACGAGAGAAUGUGUUGCUUAGUAAAUAAGGUCCAUUUUUUUGGUUUUUACUUCAGCCCAUGGUUGCCUUGGAACUCAUUUACUCAAAAGAUUGAGCCAAUGGUUGAAAACUGACUUCUUCUUUGAGACAUUAGACCUUUUCCUUCCGAUGCUUU
Molecule: messenger RNA, 2045 nt
Organism: Durio zibethinus
Lineage: Eukaryota; Viridiplantae; Streptophyta; Magnoliopsida; Malvales; Malvaceae
Gene: FACE2
Product: farnesylated protein-converting enzyme 2
Biological process (GO): CAAX-box protein processing
Cellular component (GO): endoplasmic reticulum membrane
Molecular function (GO): metalloendopeptidase activity
Source: RefSeq, a predicted model, not a curated record